Grammomys surdaster is the source of this 1201-nucleotide messenger RNA. RefSeq names its product inner mitochondrial membrane peptidase subunit 1 (gene Immp1l). Lineage: Eukaryota; Metazoa; Chordata; Mammalia; Rodentia; Muridae. Gene Ontology annotation, cellular component: membrane; mitochondrial inner membrane peptidase complex. The transcript has 9 exons. Bases 603 to 1103 code for a protein of 166 amino acids. The record is from RefSeq and is a predicted model, not a curated record. Gene Ontology annotation, molecular function: serine-type endopeptidase activity.
GUAAAGCCGAAGGCUUGUACGUGGCCCAGGUGAAUCUGGUCCGUCUGAGUCCUGGCUGAGGAACUUCUCUUGGUGUUUGGGGCCGCAGGAAUCGGAAAAACCAUGGAUGACUCACACACGCUCUGAGAUCUCCUAUAGAUCUGGGUUUUCCUGGAAACCUGCAUAAACUUGGAUUAUCCUCUGCAUAGGAUUGUAGAACAGACCUAUGGUGAAGCGACUUCCAGUCAUUUGGAAAGGAUGGGAUGAAAAGGAACCUUGGUGAUAAUUUUGAUGUCUGCAAGAUUUAGUACCAGUGUAAUGGGAUUAUCGGUAACACCUUCACUGCAGAAAAAGCCACCUGGCGUUAUAACUGGCAGCAACUGAGAACUAAUCCUUUCCCAUCUCUUGGAUGUCAUUCAUGAAGCUCAAAGCGAUUUCUGCCCUGCUAACUGUGAUUAAUUUUAUAAACAACAACAAAAACCAGGUAGAAUUAGAAUUUUGAACCACAGGCUUCAAGGUACAAGCCUGUAAUCCCAGCUACUUGGGAAGUGGAAACAAGAACUUUGCAGAUUCAAGGCCUGCCUGGGCUAAAAGGCUGGUGGUGGCAGAGUCAACAUCGAAGUAUGCUUCGUGGUGUUCUGGGAAAGGCCUUUCGACUUGCUGGCUACACCAUUCAGUAUGGCUGUAUAGCUCAUUGUGCUUUUGAAUAUGUUGGUGGUGUUGUAAUGUGUUCUGGACCAUCAAUGGAACCCACAAUUCAAAAUUCAGAUAUUGUCUUUGCAGAAAAUCUUAGCCGACACUUUUACGGCAUCCAAAGAGGUGACAUUGUAAUUGCAAAAAGUCCUAGUGAUCCAAAAUCAAAUAUCUGUAAAAGAGUAAUUGGUUUGGAAGGAGACAAAAUCCUUACCACUAGUCCAUCUGAUAUCUUUAAGAGCCGUAGUUAUGUGCCAACAGGUCAUGUUUGGUUAGAAGGUGAUAACUUACAGAAUUCUACCGAUUCCAGGUAUUAUGGGCCUAUACCAUAUGGACUAAUAAGAGGACGGAUCUUCUUUAAGAUUUGGCCUUUCAGUGACUUUGGAUUUCUGCGUGACAGCCCAAAUGGCCACAGAUUUUCUGAUGAAUAAUAAGUAUUUCCUUUUAACUUGAUUAUUGUCUCCUAUUCAAGUGAAUUUAUUACUAUAGUUGAAACCAUGAACUUAACAAUAAACUAUUUGCUAUUCAA